CUCAACUCCCUCCUUGGCUGCCCAGGGGAGGAGCCCAGCCAAAGGGGCGGAAGCGCCGACAAGAGCCCGAGGCGAGCCUCUCUGCGCUUGGAGUUUGCGCUCUGCGCCGCAAAAGGAGUCGCGUCCUGUGCGUGGAGCGAAAGGCACGGAGAGGAUAUCUCAUUCCCGGUUUGACUUGGAGUGAACACCAUGAACAAUUACAGUGUAUCUCUGGUUGGGCCGGCCCCUUGGGGUUUCAGGCUCCAAGGGGGCAAGGACUUCAACAUGCCUUUGACCAUCUCUCGGUUAAGUGAUGGAGGCAAAGCAGCUAAUGCAAACGUUGGAAUAGGUGACAUCGUUCUCAGUAUUGAUGGGAUAAGUGCAGAUGGCAUGACUCAUCUAGAAGCACAAAACAAGAUCAAGACCUGUACAGGAAAACUGACUAUGAAUCUGCAAAGGACACCUGCAGCUCCCAAGCCUGAUCCUAUACCUGUGCAGCUGGUAGAGCCUAAGGACAUAGUUAAGCCUGUGCCCAUUGCAUCCGCAGUUGUACCCAAAGUUUCAUCCGCAACCAACAUGGCCUUCAAUAAAGCCCCAAGGCCAUUUGGGGCUGUAUCAUCCCCCAAGGUCACUUCCAUUCCAUCACCAUCGUCUGCCUUCACUCCAGCCCAUGCGAGUGCGUCAUCACGUGCUUCUCCUCCACCACUGGCCACUGUCACACCUCCCACAUUCACUGCCUCCGGACUGCAUGCUAAUGCCAAAUCUAAUCCUGGCCAACGAUCACCCAUAUUGAGUGCUGCCAAACCUGCAGUUAAUGUCCCAUGGCAGCCCACACACAAUGCAUCCUUCAACGAAAAUGCCCAGGAGGUGACAGAGGGGCAACGCAGAGGAUUCAAAGAGAACCAGGUUGACAAUAAAGAACAAAAUGGUCCACCACGGAAGCAUGUUGUAUAUACGAAUACAGAGUUUUACCAUCCACCAACUCACAGCAACCACAGCAAGAAGCGCUUGAUUGAGGAUACUGAGGACUGGCACCCAAGAACAGGAACUACGCAGUCACGUUCCUUCCGCAUCCUUGCACAGAUCACUGGGACUGAACACAUGAAAGAACCAGAACCUGAUCAUUCAAAAAAGACAAAGGAUAGUCAAACAGAAAAUGGAGAUUGGAGCUUCUCCACAGCUUUAAUGAAUGGACUGGAAACGCAGUACUCGAGUUCAGUAGCUACUCAGACCUGUGAGAUAUCCGAUGUGUCAGAACAACCAGUGUUGCUUUCUACAACUCAAAGGGAAGAAGCAAAUUCAGCUAGCUCUGUUUUGCUAAGUGAUCCAGCUCCUUCUACUGCUGCUUCUUUUACCAAACUUUCUGGAACCGCUCUCUCCAUUUCCUCUUUCAAGAGAGAACUUAUUUUCAAGAAUCCUCUGGAAGCCCUUCCAAAAUGUGCACCUCAUCCACCGGCUGCUGUUCAUAUUUUAAACAAUAACCAGCAAGUAGCCAUUGUGGCCAAAACAGCCUCAAGUUACAUUAGAUCAAAUAGGAUAAAAACUGGUUCUCCGGUGUUGAAUGCCCCAGAUGCUGCAUCAUUGAGGGUAGAUGGAGCUGAUCAUAAAAGGAACCUUCCUGUGAUGAUCUCAGAAGCAACUCAAACUUCUGAGCUUUUGGUCUCCCCAGUUGCUCCUGUAGAAUCUGCAUUAGCUGCCCAGUCUGUGAAACCUGAAGUGGUACCCGUAAUUACUGACAGGAAGUUGCCACUGGAAAAUCCAUUAGGAAGUUGCUUAACACUUUCUGCUGUAACUUCAACUUCACUUUCAAGUGUGAUACCAUCACAAGUUAGGAAUAGUGCUGCUGCUGCCGUGUCUACUGCUGUUGCUAUAAGGGCCAGAUUCUCCCAUCAGAAUACAUAUCGUUCACUCUUGGAUGCUCUUCUCAUUACUCCUAUCAUUAAGCCUCUACCUCUGGAAAGUAGACCAUCAAGGAAAUCAACAAGUAUUUUGGACAUGCAAAAGAACUGGACAUAUGAUCCUCUGGAGCCUGCUCAGUAUACUGCUGCCACAGUAAAAAGCAUGCCUGAAAACCCAGAAAACGAUGUGAAUAGGACAGCGUCUCUGAGUUCAGCAUCAGUACCAGCCUUGAAGCCAGCAGAACCCCAGUAUGCUGUCAAAACCUCAGGAUGGCAGUCUUCUAAUCAGCCAGCUGGAAGUGGCUGGAUAUCAAAUAAUAGUAUUGGACCAGGAGCAACUGUUUCCAGUGAAAAAAUUGCAGCAAAUGUGUUAACGGAUGAAGACACCUUAGUUCAGCGAGCAGAACAUAUUCCAGCAGGAAAGCGAACUCCAAUGUGUGCCCACUGCAAUCAAGUAAUUAGAGGGCCUUUUCUAGUGGCCUUGGGGAAAUCCUGGCAUCCAGAGGAGUUUAAUUGUUCCCACUGCAAAACCUCCAUGGCUUACAUUGGCUUUGUAGAAGAGAAAGGAGCUCUUUAUUGCGAAGGCUGUUAUGAGAAGUUUUUUGCCCCGGACUGUGCCCGAUGCCAGAGGAAGAUACUGGGAGAAGUAAUAAAUGCUUUGAAACAAACCUGGCAUGUUUCCUGCUUUGUGUGUGUGGCCUGCCACAAGCCCAUUCGGAACAAUGUUUUCCACCUGGAAGAUGGUGAUCCCUACUGUGAGACAGAUUAUUAUGCCCUCUUUGGUACUAUGUGCCAUGGUUGUGAAUUUCCCAUUGAAGCUGGGGAUAGGUUCCUGGAAGCCUUGGGCCACACUUGGCAUGAUACCUGCUUUGUAUGCUCCGUAUGCUGUGACAGUUUGGAGGGUCAGACUUUCUUCUCCAAGAAGGACAAGCCCUUGUGCAAGAAACAUGCUCACUCUGUAAACAUCUGAAAACUUGGAAGUUACUAAAGGAAACAGAAUUGCAAGAAGAGGGACCUGUCCUCUUCUGGUUUUCAAUAGGCUUACUAAAAUAUUUAUGUAGAAUCUUAAAAUUGUAGAUGUGAAGUUGCAGGAAGGACUAGAGCUUAUGACAGUUCAUGUAGCACAACAGGGAGCAUCUAAAGUAAACCACAGUCAUAGUGUCAGAAAGAAGUGAUUUGAAUAUUUGUAAUUACAACAAGCCUUCAGAAUAAUGCCAAUUUUCUGUUGAUUGUUUGGUUGAGUUUUUAUUUUAAUGAUCUCUUUUGCAAAAAAAAAAAAUGUUAAUUAUGUGUGACUUUUGUAGCUCAAUUUGCUUUGCCAUUUAAGUGCCAACACAUGAUAAAUAGCUUAUAGUCAUAAUAUGAUUCAAAAAUAGAAUUUGUUACCCUUUUGCAAGUAAGGCAGGCAGUAUAAUCGAGGAUUCUACUAUGAAUAAUUAAUUGGUUUAAGUGGAAUUCUAGUUAGAGUCUUUCUCUGUUGGUAGGAUACUUUCACCAAGAAAUCGGAAUGGUGCUGUUUUCAGCUUCCGUCCCCUUGUGUCCUUCCCAACAUUUGCUUCAGUGGGUGUCACAUGGAGUCCCUUCAGGGUGGAUUGAAGGAUGAAGUACAGAAUGGUAAUCCCUGAAAAUUAUGACCUUCCUUGUCCUGCUCAUAGAGGCCUUCCAUCAGUAAAGAUUAUCUGCUUUUACCCUUUAACUGGUUUGUAUUGUUGUAUUAUGUUUUUCAAAAGUAUAACUAGAAACAUGUUGGUAUGAAAGAGUGCGUUCAUGUUAUAAGUAAUUAGGGAAUUGGAAACAGAAGAUGGUUAAACUCUAUUAUUUUCACUCAUACAUAUAGAGAUUUGCAUUCAUUUUUUCUGAAAUGAUAGAGAGAAAGUAACUAAAUUUAUGCACUAGGUAAUGAGAUACUUGGCCAUGCAGAAAAUAGGUUUUACGAGCAUUCAGGAAAAAAAAUGCCACUUAGCUGCUCCUAAGAUGUAGCAAAUAUAAGAUGUCUGAGGAUUAAUUAGGGUAGGGGUUAAGAAUGAGUUGGAUAAUAUAUAACUUCACUUCUUACAUCUUUUAAAAAUGUACUUCUACUUCUGUGUGCACAUAGUGCUUCUGUUCGUUUAAUAAAUACAAAAGGGAAAGGUGGAGAAUGAAACAGCAUUUAUGUCGUAGAGACAAGAUUCAUUACUGCAUCAUUGCACAGGAGUCAAGAAAUACCGAGGUUAUUCUUUUUUGUUGUGGCCUUACUGUUAGGUACCUUCAUUAUAUACAAAUAUGUUGUGAAUUGUGUUUAGUUACUACUGUAAUACACGAUACUUGCUUAUCUGCCAUAAUCUGUAAGUAUAUGAAUUAGUUGAAGCAAUUCUUACAUGUCUCAUCCUACUUCUUUCUCUAAUUAUGGAAAAAAAUUUAAUGUGUUUAUUUUUGUGAGAGGAAAGAAGGGCAAGAAUGAAUAUUGUAAGUUUUCUUGAGUAUGGAAAAGUGUUUUAUCUUGUUAAAGUAUAAAGUAUAACUUGAGAUGAUUUGAUAAAUCACCAAAUAGGCAAAUCAUUAAAAGAACAGCUAAGCAAGUGAUUGACUCCCAUGGAAGAAUAUAUAUGUGGCCUAUGUGUAAAGGAAAUUUAAUUCAAAGAAAUCUCCAGAAAACUAGGUCAGGGUAUCCUCUUAAUUUUUUUAGUGAUAUGAACCAAAGCAAUAUUUUCCAGGUAGCGCAAGUAAUCUUUUCCAGGUGAGAGUUGAUUUAAGAUGACACUUUGGCAAUGUUUGUCUUGGUUUUCAAACAUUUCUCAAGAAUGACUGAGAACGGACUACUGUUUUGAAUUAUUAAGUGCUUUGUCAUAUUUUGAUGGGUUCACAGACUAGACUGCUGGGUAUGAAACACUCAGUUUUCCAUUUUAUUCAUUCCACUGAAAUGAUGCAUACAGUGUGUAUUUUAGGUCUUAAACUUUAGAAGCAUACAGUGAAUGGGCUGGUCUCAGAUUUCGUCAUGCUUAGAACAGACUGAUAAAAUCAGUGGGCGUAAUGACUAAAAUACGUCCCAUUGGUUUCAGCAUGACUUGAGUCUUCAUCCAACCCAGUAUUUUAAAAGAUCACUUUAAAAAAUCUUAUUUGCAAGCAACUGCAUGCACAGAUUACAGUUUCUUACACAUACAGUUCCCAUUUCCUGGGUCAAUCUUCAUGCCUGGUGAUUUUCUUAACUGUAGAUUAGACUGUGUGUUUUGUUUGGAAAAUUGUCUGUAGAUCUAUGCUCCUGGAAGAAAGUACAUUACACAUUCUCUUUUUUUAGAAUAAGACCACACUAAGGACGAGUUCUAUAUUUUGAGAAAUAUAUGUCAGUCAUCAAGACAAAUUGGGAAGAUAAAUGAUGCCAUGGUUAGAAGUUCUGCUUCAGUUUCUUUAUCUGAAAUGCUUGAUUUUGGAAUACUUGUUCUUGCAUAUAUGUGUAUAAUGAAAUGUUUUAGAGAUGCAACUGAAUUCUAAACACCAAAUUCAUUUUUGUUUCUUAUACAACUAAUGAACAUAGCCCGAAGAUAGUUUUAUAUAAUAUUUGUAAUGACUUUGUACAUAAAACAACAUUUGUGUACACUGAACUAUCAAAAAGCAAAGGUGUCACUAUUUCAACCGCACACAUGGACAAAUUUGAACUUUGGAAUAUUUUUUAUAAAGAAUGCUCAAUGUAAAAUGUCAGCUCCCUUUCGUCAUUGAGAAUAUUUUGCAGUGAGUUGAGUUGAAAAAUGCAGCAUGUGUCUUUAAUAUUUUGUGUCUAAAGUUACUUAUUGGUAUUACAGUGGGCACUUGAUAGCUGCUAGAGUUAGAUUCCAGGCCCUCCAGUGGAUACCAAAAUCCAUAGAUGUUCAAGUUGCAUUAUAUACAAUGGCAUAGUAAAAUGCUGUCCCUUACAUAAAAUGGUAAAAUCAAAGUUUAUUUGGAGGACUUUUUAAAAAAUAUUUUCAAAUCUAUGGCUGUUGGCUAACUAUAAUUGUAAAAAUCAACUUUCACAUAUUAACUUUUAAAACAGUUCCUUUGAAGUAAUUGACUCUAAAACAUGCCUUUACUUUGAGCUGUUUAAAAAGUCACAACAAAUACUAUAAAAAACUAUUUAAGAUUGUGGAUAAUUUUUAAAAGACAAUUCCAGACCUAGGGUACAAUUAUCCUAUGGCUGGAUAUCAAACCUCUGGUUUGACACCAUAAGUGUGUUUGGCUUAAAUGAGGGACAGCAAGUCGACACAAUGUGGGCUCUUGUCAGUUUAUUACAUUGCUCCAGACUAAAAGAAACCUGAUGCGAUUAUGAAUAUAUAAUCUGGAUGGUCACAUGCAUACUAUUUGGAUAGAAAGGGUUAGCUGUACAGCUUUAUACGUAGCUGUGGGAUGUGUUAACGAAUGUAGGUGAUGAUGUACCAUGGUUUGCAUCCAACAUCUUGCUAAUCCAAGAAUUGCAAUUGUCUAACCAAGUGAUGAGAGACAGUUUCACAAUUUAACUAGGUUUUGGCUCCGGUACAGUCUUCCUGCGUACAUGGCAGGAUAAUGCAAGGGACUGAUUUAACUAAGUGACUACAUGUGCAACACAGCUAAUUUUUGUCUGCACUCAGUAUAAUUUAUUAGAUUUCCCAUUUGGCCUUUAGAAAGUUCCACAAAGCAAGUGGGGAAAGAAAAAAUAUAAAUAAUUCAUAGUGAAAUCAAAAAUCCCCCAUUUAAUCAAAAGCAGAGUUAAAAGUUUAUAUCAUGGUUUUAUAGAGCUAGCCAAGAUCUUAGCAGUGCACUUCAUUCCAAGAAUGUUGUCUUUCACCGAAAUAUUUAUUUUGUGGCGGGACACUUCUGCAAAUAUUGAGGGUGGAUCCAGAUAUAGUCAUCCUUAGAAGACCUGUUGAAAUCAGAGAAACUCAAGUUAGUCUUGCCAUCCAUUCAUUUGAGUCUGCUCUACAUAUGACUGUGUCUGGAUCCAACACAAUAUAUCUGAUGCUGUUUUUAAAAGCUUUACUUGUUUAUUUCUUGAUUGUUUUGAUGUGUCCUUUUCUCUGUUUCCUAUCGUGGUAACAAUGCAGCAAAUUUAAUCAUCCCACAGGCCACUGGAAGUAGUAUAACUUUCAAAAUAGUAUUGAAAAUGACUUUAACCUUAGCAGGGAAUGCCCAGAGUAUAUGCAGUUCUGUCACCAUCUCUUCUGAAAUGUUUGAGUAGUUAUGUUUGUGUUUUGAAACUGGAAGUGUAAGAUUCCCAAUAGAAGCGGUACAUUUGUGUGCAUGCUUUAAAACAGCAAAUUUGGCAAAUUAUUUCAGAAGGCAGAGCUGAAAUUCAGACUAGGUAUGAGUAGCAAACAUUAAGUUAUAAGAUUGACUUGAGCUGAUAGUUUUAAGAACAUCGUUUUCUGUAAAUAGAAUAUUUGACGCUCCAUUUGUGUCCGAGCGAAAGCUAAUAUUGCUAAUAUUUAUGAGUGUCAAGUGUGAUCAUCUGAUGUCAGGAAGGAAGUUGAACAGAGAUGAUGUUACAUUUCCUAGAUUGUUAUGUUCAGUAGGUUCUGACGAUCUGUAUAGCUACUCUUAUUCCAUUCUGUUUUAUUUUAUUUUGUUCUCAUUACUAUUAAAAUUGUUUGGCUCUCUUAUUGAAACACAUUUCUACACUUCUGUAGCAAGUGGUAUCUGGAUCCAAUUGUCAUAGAAAAUAGUCAGCAACCCGAUAUGAGCACAAAUAAAUAAAAAUGAUUGUGGA
Messenger RNA from Anolis carolinensis (green anole), 7569 nucleotides. It is a transcript of the gene pdlim5, whose product is annotated as PDZ and LIM domain 5. The record is from RefSeq and is a predicted model, not a curated record. Lineage: Eukaryota; Metazoa; Chordata; Lepidosauria; Squamata; Anolidae. Gene Ontology annotation, cellular component: filamentous actin; adherens junction; Z disc. The transcript has 20 exons. Gene Ontology annotation, biological process: heart development; muscle structure development; actin cytoskeleton organization. The coding region runs from base 190 to 2847 and encodes 885 amino acids. Gene Ontology annotation, molecular function: muscle alpha-actinin binding; actin binding.